CGCGCACACACACGCACUUGUCUGCGCGGUCCCGGUCAGGACUCGGCUCCAGCAGCGGAACCCGCAACCCCGAACCCCCGAACCCCCGCCAUUCCCCGCGGUGGAGCCGCCGCCGCCGCGCAGCUGCCGCCCUAGCGGCGCCGGAGGGGUGAAACCUCAUUGGCCGGUGUGAUCCCCGCGGUGGCGGGCCUUGAUUGGCUGGAGCUACACUGUCAGCGAAGAUGGCCACCGGUCUCGGUUGAAGAGCUAGGCCUCACUGACUCCACCACCCCACCCCUCCCCACCCCCACCCCCACCCCCGACAUCACAGUUCAACGCCAUGUCGUGAACCGUGAUUUCCUCCGACCGCUGCGCUGUAGAGUACUAUGGCAAUGCAUGAUAUGAGUCGCGCCAAGGGUUUCCCCUGUAAAGAAUGUGAUAUGGUCUGUCCGAGUACUCCAAGUCUACUAGAGCAUAUGAAAGCACAUUAUCAGCAAGAAGAGAGUGGACGUUUCGAGUGUGAGCAGUGCGGUCGGAUUUACAAGCACGCAGCCAGCCUAGCCAACCAUAAGAAGUCCCACGAGGUGGGUUCGUUCCAGUGUCCGGUGUGCACCCGUACGCUGCCCAACGCGGUGGCCUUGAAGAACCACCUACGCAUCCAUACCUUGUCCCCCAGCAGCGCGCAAACAGAGGAGGAGAGCGAGGAGGUGCCCGAGGAGGCGGGCCACGACGAGAGGGACUACGGCCUCGCCCAGGACCUCUCGGACGGAUUUGGUCGCUCCCAUUUGAACAAUAGUGGUAUGGGCCAUAGCGUCCUGCCAGGCCACGAGACAGACGACAACGGGAAGAAAAGCUCCCCUGAAUCGGACGACGCCUGGGACAGGCCGUUCAAGUGCGACCAGUGCGACAGAACCUACCGGCACCACGGUAGCCUGGUGAACCACAAGAAGUGUCACCAGCAAGGAACUUUUAAGUGCUCGGUGUGUUUUAAACAAUUCGGCAACCUGGCGGCCUUAAACAGCCACGAGAGAACUCACUCGAAGUUCAAGACGCCGGGGGCGACCAUGGUGAGCAGCAGCAGCGGCGGCAGCCACCACGACUCGGAGCGCGGCGCCGGCUCGCAGUCGUCCCAGAGCGACGACGCCGGCUCCUGCUUCUGCCACCUGUGUCAGAUAGCGCUGCCGAGCAAGAGCGACUUCCAGGAGCACAUCCUGCUCCACAACGCCGCCGCGCCUCCCCUGGGCCUGUCGCGCAGCUUUCCCGGGAUCAUGCCUCACAACCUGAGCGCUGUCAGGUCGCCGGCGUACACCCCGGCCCUGGGGGACCCUCUGCCGCUGCCGCCUCUGCCCACUGAUAAGAGAGGCCCCUAUGACCCUAUAAUGGGGCCCCCGGUGAACAACCCCAUCUACACAUGUGCAUACUGCGGCGCCGGACACCCAGACCUGGAGACUCUGAAAGUCCACUACCUGACCCACGAUCCCCACCCGCCCGCCCACAGCCAAGAAAGCUCCAUCCUGAACUCGGACGCGCUCAGCUCCGGAUCUCAGGGCUCGGUGGCGUCUCCGUCGGGGGCCCGCGUGCCUCAGGCCAACUCUCCGGACGACGAAGAGCGGCGAUUCAAGUGCGGGGAGUGCGGCAAAAGCUACCGUCACGCGGGUAGUCUGGUCAACCACAAACGCUGCCAUCAGACGGGCCACUACCAGUGCACCAUCUGCUGCAAGCAGUACCCCCACCUGGCGGCGCUGCACAGCCACCUGCGCAGCCACAAGGGCCGUCCCUCUAACCAGCCCAUCAACAACGACGGCAGCGACUGGCUGUCCCCCGAGCCGCUCACGCUGGACUCCCAGCAGAACUACGUCCAGGAGGGCAGCGGUGCCACCACGCCCAUCUCGCUGCCGGGGAACCUCGGGGACGCCGCCCACUUCGUGCCGGACGCGGGGCACAGCAGCGGUUUGGAUUCCCUGGAGUUCCACGACCGCUUCGACGGCAGCUCGCUCUCCCAGAACAGCUCCGCCCACCGGCAGGCCGACCGCCACCAGUGCGCCGACUGCGGCGAGAUGUACGGAGACGUUUCAGGCAUCAAGUCGCACAUGUGCCCUCGCCGCGGUCCGCAGCAGCAGCAGCAGCAGCAGCAAGGCAACAUGUCCAACGGCUUCAUGGGUAACAUGAGCUACCACGGCUCGGGGGGGACCUCGCUACCGUCAGGAAGCUCGAGCGGCAUGAAGGAAGGCAGCGGUCAGAGACAGUUCGCACACGGCGGAGGCAAGAGGAUAGGCGGCAACGACAAGGACGACGACGACGACGGAGAGGUGUACCAGUGCUCGGUGUGUGGCAACCAUUACGCCAGCCUGAGAGCCCUCAGGAGCCACCUCCGCAGCCACGCCAACAACCCCACCGCCCCGGGGCCCUCCAACCUGGAGCAGGACUGGAGGAUGAUCUGCUCCACCUGCGGCCAGAGCUUCUCCAGGAAGCAGGACCUCCUCAACCACCAGCUGAUCCACGGCCCCCAGAGGCCGGACGCCCAGCAGCAGCAGCAGCAGGUCAUCGCCGGCGGCUCGGCCAACGGCAGCAAGAUCGACGGCCGCAACCACAUCUGCGUGGACUGCGGCAUGUUCUUCACGGACCGCCACCACCUGAUCACCCACCUGUGCCCCGGGAAAAGCCAAGGCGGCUCCAUGAACAAGCAGGGUCUGAACGGAGCCAAGGGGAUGACCGGAGGGGACGGCGUGGGCGGGGGUGUCGGCGGAGGUAGCCGCGACGUUGGCGGCGGCGACGGCCGGAGAACGAUGGUCGACCAAAGCGACAAGCCCCACAAGUGCGACCAGUGCGGACGGGGGUACCGACAUCCCUGCUCGCUCCUCAACCACAAGAAGUCCCACAAGACCGGCGUCUUCCGCUGCCUGGUCUGCCAGAAGCGUUACUACAACCUGCUGGCGCUCAAGAACCACCAGAGGACCCACUUUGACCUGAAAAGGCACAAGUGCGAGGAAUGCGGCAAAGCCUUUAAAAUCCAGAAGCAGCUCAUCAACCACCUCCGCCUACACGAGGAGCACCGGGCCAAGGGCCUGGUCCGGACCGGCCCCAACGGUGCCCGCUUCCAGCAGCCCGGCCCGUCUCAGAUGCAGAACAUGAGGGGGGAGCCUUCCAAGAACCAGGUGAUGGGGGUCAAGUACAGCCACCAGGGCUUCAAGAAGCCCUACUCCUCGGCCGGCACCUCCAGGCCCCAGAAGUUCGACCCGGCUGAAAGUGGGCGGCGGCCUUUCGCCUGCGAGGAAUGUGGAAAGACAUACCGCCACGCCGGCAGCCUGGCCAACCACAAGAACCUCCACAAGAUCGGGGAGUACCACUGCAACGUCUGCAACUCCACGUACCCCAACAGGCUGGCCAUGAAGAACCACCUCCGCCUGCACUUCGCCCAGAAGAAGCACAACUGCCAGGAGUGCGGCAAGGGCUUCCGCACCCAGCGGCAGCUGGCCACCCACACUACAGCCGGCCUGUGCAAGGGCCCGCAGGGCCCCGGGGCCCAGAUGGAUUACGAGUGCGACGGCUGCUGCGAGGGAUUCGCCACGUCCGAGGAGCUGGCGGCCCACGACUGCCCGGCCCAGCACCUGCCGUCCUCGUCCUCCACCAACAGCUCCACCAACGUCAGCCUGGAGAGGAACUCGGUGGACCUGGACUCGGACGAGCGGCCGUACGCCUGCGACCUGUGCACCUGCACCUACAAGCACGCCAGCUCCCUGCUCAACCACAAGCACACCCACAAGACCGGAGACUUCCACUGCAACUUCUGCAACAAGCCCUACACCAACUACAUGGCCCUGCGCAACCACAUGCGCAUCCACACCCAGCGCAAGAAGCACAUCUGCCACACCUGCGGCAAGGCCUUCCGGCUGGCCAGGUUCCUCCGCAACCACCAGAAGGUGCACGAGGAGGGCGCCACGCCCUUCGGCUGCCCCACCUGCGGGAAAAGCUUCCAGGGAAGGUCGGGCCUGGCGCGGCACCGCUGCGGGGACAACCAGGUAGGCAUGGAGGUCAGGAGGAAGGCCGCCGCCGCCACCACAGAGGGAGAAGAGUGUCGGUACACGUGUGACCAGUGCGGCCGGUCCUACCGCCACGCCAGCUCCCUGCUCAACCACAAGAACACCCACACCGUCGGCAUCUACCACUGCGCCGUGUGCCUCAAGACCUACUCCAACCUGCUCGCCCUGAAGAACCACCGCCGCAUCCACUCGGAGACGCGGCGCCACCGCUGCCACGACUGCGGCAAGGCCUUCCGCGUGUCGUCGCAGCUGCACAACCACCGCCGCGUCCACCAGAAGCAGCGGGAGCUGACCUGCCGCGCCUGCCAGCGCGCCUUCCCCACGCCGGCCAGCUUCAGGCUGCACAUGGAGAUCAGCCACGGCCAGGCCCCCCAGCCCCGCCAGCCCAGGCCCCAGCAGGCCCGCCCGGGGGGCUCCCGGGACCUGGGCUGGGGCUCGGGCCUGGACCUCACGCUGAUGCAGGAGCAGGGGCUGAACCCGGGACCUGGCCUGGCCAAGGCCCGCGGCGGUGGCGGCGGCGGCCGGGAGGCCAGGCCCCACGCCUGCGACCAGUGCGGCCGGUCCUACCGCCACGCCAGCUCCCUGCUCAACCACAAGAACAGCCACAAGACCGGCACCUACUUCUGCUCCUCCUGCCAGAAGGAGUUCCCCAACCUCAUGUCCCUGAAGAACCACCGCCGCAUCCACACCGAGCCCAAGCGCUACCAGUGCCCCGACUGCGGCAAGUCCUUCCGGGUGUCGACGCAGCUCAUCUGCCACCGCCGCAUCCACACCAAGGAGAAGCCCUUCUCCUGCCAGCACUGCGACAAGCGCUUCUCCUCCAAGUCCAACCUGCGGCACCACAUGAAGGUGCACUGGAGCGCUGGAGCGCCGCCGCCGCCACGCGGCAUGGUGGCGACGCGCGGCAUAGCGGCGACGCCCAACUACCUGGGGAUGCCUGGAGGGCCCUUCAUCUAGACCGGGGGGGGGGCGGCCUCUGGAGGUGCCAAAAUGUAGCCGGACCUUAGUCCUCCUCGUCUUCACUGUGUGAGUGUGUGUGUGUGUGUGUGUGAGUGUGUGUGUGUGUGUGUGUGUGUGUGUAGCUGACUGACCUACUGCACCUCGUAUAAGCUCUGUCUCCAUCGGUGGACCAGCCUCAAACCGCCCGACUGGGGGCCCGGCCCCCAACUCAGAGACUUGUGGACUCAGGGGGGCCCUGGGGCCCAGGCAGAGACACUUGGGGGGUCUGUCGGUCCAAGUAGAGAGACAUUUGGGGGGGGGGGGUCUCAGGAUCCUGAUGGAGACUUGUUGGUGGCCUGAGGAUCCCAGUAGAGACUUUUUGGGACUUCGGGGAUCCAAGUGGAGACCGUCAGGGGUCUGAGGGACCUGAUCUGGAUUUUGAGGGACCUGAUGGAGACUUUUGGGGUUCUAAGGGACCUGAUCCAGGACGUGCGUCUUCGGUGGCCUUUGUCUCAGUGUUUUUUAACCGUGAUGCUGAAACUUGUAGCUCGAGUGGAGAGACGGGAUUUUGUACCUUCAUCAUUUCAAAGAGGCAGCAAAGACUUCUGGGAACUUUUGGGAAUAAGGACCUUGUUCUCCGAGAGGUUGUGUGUGUGUGUGUGUGUGUGUGUGCGUGUGUGCGUGUGUGUGCGACGCGGAUCGCAGCGUUGGCUGAAACUUUCCCGCCACAAACCAGAGGUGGGCGUGGCCUCCGGGGGGCGUGGCCUCCGGGGCGUCGUCUCCGAUCUCGCCGGCCGUCAUCACUUUUACCUCAGAAGGACGCGGCCGCAGUCGCCGCGGCGACAGACUGAUGCGAUGGCGUGCGUUUUAGGGCGUCGCCCGUAAGACUCGUUUCAUAGUUACGGUUUAAAUAAGUCGUCGGGGGAGGGGGGGGCUGACACGGGCCACAGGCCACGCCCACAAGCGGAUCGUCGGAUCAAACAUAUCAACAAACAAACGGGGCGUUUCCGGUUAGCGUUAGCGGCCUUUAACUUUGUUUAUUUUAAGAUUUAAAGCGUUAAAACUGCAGCUGGGCGUGGCCUCUAUCAGGGGGGCGUGGCCUCUACCAGGGGGCGUGGCCUGCAUCGCACCGGGGACAAACGGAAACGAGGCGUCGGAGCUGACGGCGUUCAAAUGAGUCAAGGUCGUCGGUUGAGGUUAAAAGGGGGCGGUUCCUACUAAAAAAAGUCUUUAUUGUCAAUUUUUCAUACCAAAAAAUACAAGAAAUCUAAAGUAUGCUUCCCUCUUGUCCGACAUAAAAUAAAUGAAAUAAAAUAAAAAUAGUAGUGCAAACAGAUUCAAUUAAAUAGUUAAAAUAGUUACUAUUUACGUCUCGUAAAAGGCCAGAAACGCCCCCCAGGCGGUACGGGGGUCCGGUCCCGUCAUUUCACCAGCUCAUGAACCCGGUCCAGAAACCGGAGGACGAAUCCGUCCAUCUGCCUCUAGAAGACGAGAGACGUCUCCGUCUGCGCGACCGUCGACUCGCAUUUGGGUCAGAAUUAUCAUUCCAGAUAUCUAUGAUGUCAUUUUGACUAGUCAAAACUCUAAUUCAAGAUAUUUGUAAUUACAUUUUGACUAG
Messenger RNA from Cololabis saira (Pacific saury), 6576 nucleotides. RefSeq names its product zinc finger protein 646. The record is from RefSeq and is a predicted model, not a curated record. NCBI's taxonomy places the organism in Eukaryota, Metazoa, Chordata, Actinopteri, Beloniformes, Belonidae. The coding region runs from base 366 to 4976 and encodes 1536 amino acids. Gene Ontology annotation, cellular component: nucleus. The transcript is spliced from 4 exons. Gene Ontology annotation, biological process: regulation of transcription by RNA polymerase II. Gene Ontology annotation, molecular function: DNA-binding transcription factor activity, RNA polymerase II-specific; RNA polymerase II transcription regulatory region sequence-specific DNA binding.